UACUACUACUACUACUACUACUACUACUACUACUACUUACUUAUCACCACUACAAUGCAUUAGUAAUGUUACUACAACUAUACUAUUAUGGUAACUAUUACUUUGCAUCUCUUGUCGCUAUACUUCUAAUUUACUGUUAUAAUUCAUUGUUUGUUUGUUCGUUUUUUAUAUACUUUUUAUAUCUACCUGUAAUUACUUUACAGUUGUAUCUCCAUAAAACUCUGAUUAGUUAAUUAUUAAUACUAAUAAUAACAAAAAAAAAAUACUUUAAAAUUGUAGAACUAAAGCCAAUAACGUCAAGUACCAGCUACAAAUUUUGCAUCUAUUAUCGUUUAACAAAAUAAUUCAAAUCGUUUAUUAUUUUCAAAAGUAUAGGGGUAGAUAGGAGACGAAAGCAAAUAGACAACAACAAAUUUAAAAAUGACACAAUUGAAAAUUAGGCUCAAGUCCUGUGCUCUUAAAUUUUAAUAGGGGUCCCCCACGGAGAGUAGCAGCCUUGUAUAUUAUAUACUGCAGUUAAACAA
Molecule: messenger RNA, 524 nt
Organism: Scheffersomyces amazonensis
Lineage: Eukaryota; Fungi; Ascomycota; Pichiomycetes; Serinales; Debaryomycetaceae
Exons: 1
Source: RefSeq, a predicted model, not a curated record